CUGGCAACCCUGCGAACUGCCUGCCCGAGCGCUGAUGAGAUUGGAGAGGAGGAAAGCACGAGCGUUGAGUUGGAGUUUGGAGCUCGGCACCAUCGCAUGCGGAUCCGCGUCUAUAAAGUGGGAUGGUGAGAGGGGGGAGCGCGUGAGGAGAUGGGCUGCGCCUCGGCAAAGCAGGUAUCGGCCGUGCCGAGUGACGACGAGGGCAGAGGAAAGGCGUACAGCAACGGAGACGUCUACUCCGAUGAGUACAGGAUGAAAGCAGUCGAGGAGGUGAAGUACAUGCGUGGAGAGGAAGACCGAGUGAACACACGCAACCAGGAGAACCUGGAGAAGAGUUCAGCACAGAACAAAACAAAGCUGCACAAAGAGGUGCCAGGAGCCAACGCCAACAAGGCCAAUAUUCAUUCGUCAGAGAGUCAGCAGGAGUUCUUCAGAAUGCUGGACGAGAAGAUUGAGAAGGGACGAGACUACUGUUGGGAGGAAGAGCGAGCGAGAGGGAAUGAGAGAAAGAUAGAGAGAACAUUCCCUUCUAUGGAGUGAAUUCAAAUCAGUGUUUUGUCUAUAACUGCUCAGAUUGGAAGGGUGUGUGUGUGUGUGUGUGUGUGCGUGCGUGUGUAUGUGUGCGCGCGCGUGUGUGAGUGCGUGACUGAGUGAGUGUGAGAGAAAGUAAAAGCUAGUGUGAGCCUGCGAACGGGAAUUUCCCUCGAGAACUGUAACCGCACCCCCCCCCCGAGCCACCACCCCCCCCCCCCACCCCCCCCCACUUUCCUCUUGCUUCCAUCGACGGUGGAAUAAGGAAACGGACGUUUUGAUUGACAUCUAUUCGAACAACCGAUCUACUGAGGAUUUGACUCCGUCCCUCUGCACCUCCUGCUUCAACCUGAUUGGUCGGUUAUGGACCCACAACUUCCUCCUCGAGUGUGAGAGACAAUGAGAAGAAAGAGGAUGAAAAGAGGAACAGGAUGUUUUUGUGCCCUCGGGCAGAAAACAUGGGAUGGAAGGACGUAACACAGAACGUGUGUGUGUGUGUGUGUGUGUGUGUGUGUGUGUGUGUGUGUGUGUGUGUGUGUGCUUGAUAUGUAAAGAAAAACAGAAGAGAUAUUUUAAUAAGAGAGAUAUGGAAGAUGGAAAGCUUCGAACUCCUGCCUUUUGAAGGACGUUUUAUUUUAAUUUGUGGAGUUUUUCAUUUCAUUUCAUUUAUUAUUAUUAUUAUUAUUUGUUGUUGUUGUCGUUGUUGUCGUUGUCGUUGUUGGGUUUUUUUUCUUUUUGGCUCAUAUGAUAGCACAGUGCCCCUUUUCAGACUAAAUAUGUAACGGGCAGGGCCGCACUGACCCCGUACCCACCCUUCUCACACACACACACACACACACACACACACACACACACACACACAUCAAAACAGAUUACAUAUCAAAUCACUUUAUAUUCACUGAGCCCUGAGACAGACACACUGACUGUAGAAUUCCCUGCUUACACUCCUUCCUAACAACACACACACACACACACACACACACACACACACACACACACACAGACAGAGAGACUUUAACCACGCUUGCCGUUCGUCUGAAUUACGCUGCUGUUGCGUUCUCAAACCUGAUUGGUCGAUUACUUUUCUAUAAUCACAGGUUUAUGUUAAUGCGCUCGUUCUACUGUAAUACGUUAUCGUUCCUAUAGUAACGGCUCAUUCACGGGGACUUCUGCGACGGACGGGAUACAUGAUCGAAGGCUAAUGAGAAAAUGAUUUUUUUUUUUUUUUUUUUUUUUUAAAACCUAAUCUAAUCGUCGAUACGGUGAAGGUUUGUGCCAGGACGUGUUUACUGAACACUGAUGGAAGGAGUCUCCAGUGUCAGCGCGUUGUCAGGCAACAGUCAGGACGCUUUCAGAGUUUCUCGGUAAAAACGACUGAGUGGAUCUUCGAGAAGGAGGACCCGGUGAGGGAACGCCCGUUUACAGCUGCCGUAACGUAAGCGACGACACGAGCUAACUCGUUUCACGGACGCCCCGCGACAUUAAACGUGUCUGCGUACGGGUGCGAGGAGUGACGCACCUGGGGGGCGUCCCGUUAGAGGAAAAUAAUCAACUUCGGAGUGGUAGUGGAGUCUGUGAAGCGCGACCAGGGCGUUCUGUGAGUUCAGGUUUUACUAGAGAGGACACACUCGACGUUAUCGGAUUAUCACCGCACCUAUAAUUCACGACAACUGGAACCUGAUGUCAAUUUUUGUUUAAAAAAAAAAAAAAAAAAAGGAUCUACGAGUGAAAAGUUCAGAAAUAAUCAAUCUAACAUCAAAUUAAUAAAUAAAUCUACUAAAGUAGAUUUCUGUGAUUUUUAAAAAAAAAAAAAUAAAUUAUUUCAACAAUUAAUAAAGGGUUCCGUGACGGUGUACAAAAAAAAAAAAUUUAAAAAAGUCUGAGAACCCCUGCUUUAAA
This is a messenger RNA of Ictalurus furcatus (blue catfish), 2430 nucleotides long. RefSeq lists its product as uncharacterized. The record is from RefSeq and is a predicted model, not a curated record. The transcript has 6 exons. NCBI's taxonomy places the organism in Eukaryota, Metazoa, Chordata, Actinopteri, Siluriformes, Ictaluridae. The coding region runs from base 151 to 540 and encodes 129 amino acids.